Rotaria sordida is the source of this 252-nucleotide messenger RNA. Lineage: Eukaryota; Metazoa; Rotifera; Eurotatoria; Philodinida; Philodinidae. The record is from the annotation of a GenBank genome assembly.
AUGGUGAGUUCGAUUGAAACCUAUAAACCAAAAGAGUUAUGUCUAUCUCUUAGUUUAGGUUCAUAUAAUAAAAUAAAUCAUGCUUCAUGUAAUAGAAAAACAAAGAAUGAUACACAUCAUAAAAUAAAUAUUGAGUCAUUUAUAUUUAUACCACUUCUUUCCGGUUCACAUGAGAAAAUGAAUACUAGUUCUUGCAAUACAAUGAAUCAUGAUGAGUUUGAUAUUAGUGUGUCUGAAUCAGAAAGGGUUUAA